CAUUUGUUGGGGAUUAAAAUUGCCUGUGGCCUGGAGAUCCUCGUGGCAAGAGCUCACGAGAGGAGGAAGAAGAGAGAAGGUACUGGAGGGGCUGGGGAUGAUGAUAAGUGGAGGGAAUACUUGAGGAGACUCGAGGUCUCUGGGUACUUCAGGGGCUGUCUUCAGGGCAGCCAGGAGAGGGAAAGGCUCGAAGCUGCUGCUAGACAUUUCCUGGAGGAAAACCCUCUCGAAGGGAGUGAACGCAAGGAUGAUGAUGUCGCUGAGAGAAUCCUUGAGGCCUGGAAAUCCGUGAAAACCGAGGAUUUUGAAAUGCUUGCUCAAGAUGAAGCGUCCUUGAGUCCUCCUGAUGAUGAUGGUUGGCUGAAUGUCGAUCCUCAGCACCUGGAAUCGAUGCUGAAUCAGCAGUGGGGGCUCGCGGAGAAGAAGAGCCAUCAGGAACCCACGAGUAUCAAAGAAAAAAUCAAGGCAUUCUUGAAUCAGACGAGUGAGAUUGAUGGUGUGGAAUUCCCCGGAGAGGGAGCAAAAGGCGAUGACACCAGACAAGAUUGCGAUGAUGGAGGGAGAAUAGAGUUCGACGCUGACGUCUACGACAGCACUCUCCGUGAUAUUUUGGAUCUGGUGGUUCCAGGUGGUGAUGGAGAGUUUGAUGGCAGCUCCGAGGGAUCUCUCGCUGGUGACGACGACGAGAGAACCGGAGAGAUGGACAAGUACAUGAGAUUACUCGAUUCACAACUGGAAUUGCAACUCAAGAAAGAUGACACGAGUUUGUCGAGUAGAUUUAAGGAUUCAACAGAAUCAAAUCUCGUGGAGAGCAUGGAAGAGGAGGCUGGAGGCACAGGCCCGGCUGGAAAUAUUAUCGGAGGACCGGUUCGGCGUCUCAUGCAUCUCCACCUUCAAUCACCCACUGCUGUACCCCCUGAUCUCCAGAGUUAAUACCAUUUGGGACAGCUUUUUUCGUGCAAACAUGCG
Molecule: messenger RNA, 969 nt
Organism: Fopius arisanus
Lineage: Eukaryota; Metazoa; Arthropoda; Insecta; Hymenoptera; Braconidae
Product: protein SGT1 homolog ecdysoneless-like
Exons: 3
Cellular component (GO): nucleus
Source: RefSeq, a predicted model, not a curated record